AUGGACUCAAAUAACAACCAUGGACGCAUUCCCGACUACCGCUUGCGCAUCAAGAGCCCGCAGCUAUGUGAUACCAGUGUCACACAGUACAGUGGGUAUAUGGACACCGAUGAGGACAAGCACUUUUACUUCUGGUUCUUCGAAGCGCGAAAUGUCCCCAGCGAUGAGGCACCUCUAAUUCUGUGGACCAACGGUGGACCUGGCUGCAGUUCCUUCACUGGUCUUCUGAUGGAGCACGGUCCGUGCCGUGUGAGCAAAGGUGGAAACAGCACCGAGUAUAAUCCUUAUGGAUGGAACGACCGCGCGAAUAUCAUCUUCAUUGACCAGCCGCUGAACACAGGAUUCUCGUAUGGAAAGAAGGUUGACAACUCGUAUGAUGCCGGAAAGGACGUCAACGUGUUCCUGCGCAUGUUCUACAAGAGUUUCCCGCAGUAUGCCAAUAGCGAGCUGCAUGUGUUUGGCGAGUCUUACGGCGGUCAUUACGUGCCAGCUAUUGGCAAAGCUAUCCACGAGGCUAAUCUGGAACUGGUCAAGAAGCGUGAAAUGAGCCUGCUUAGCAAAGCAGAGGCUGAGGUCGAUGUCCUUCCGCUUGUUUCAAUUGGUAUUGGUAACGGCUUGGUUGAUGUGUUGACUCAGCAUGCGUACUACGCCAAAAUGGCUUGCAACUCUACAUACCCACCCGUUCUUCCUCAAGAGACUUGCGACAAGAUGGAUGCUGCUGUUCCUACCUGCGACUUUUUGGUCAAGGCAUGCUACAAGUGGCAAACCCGCCUCGCGUGUAUCCCAGCCGAGUACUACUGCCUCAGUCGCAUCAUGGGUCCUUACAGCGAUGGCACGCACAACAACCCUUACGAUGUUCGCAAGAAGUGCGUGGGCGACAAUUUGUGCUAUGAAAUUGAGGACGAUAUCGACAGGUAUCUGAACAUUCCGGCUGUUCAGCAGGAGCUUGGUGUUGACGUGCCAAAGUUUGUCGGCUGCAACCAAAAGGUCAGCGAGGGGUUCCUUCUCAACGGCGAUUGGAUGAAGCCAUUGGCAUGGUCGCUCAAGCUCGACUGGUCCGGCAAGGACGGUUUCAACGGGGCCGACGAUACUGAGUGGAAUGUCGACAGCGAGCAGGCUGGUGAGGCCCGCACCUUCGAGAACUUCACAUUCCUGCGUGUGUUCGGCGCUGGACACAUGGUUCCCUACGACCAGCCCAAGAACUCGCUGGACAUGAUCAACCGCUGGCUCGACGGAAAGCCGUUCUAG
Linderina pennispora is the source of this 1248-nucleotide messenger RNA. Its product is annotated as peptidase S10, serine carboxypeptidase. Gene Ontology annotation, cellular component: fungal-type vacuole. Gene Ontology annotation, biological process: proteolysis. The record is from RefSeq and is a predicted model, not a curated record. Gene Ontology annotation, molecular function: serine-type carboxypeptidase activity. The transcript has 2 exons. NCBI's taxonomy places the organism in Eukaryota, Fungi, Kickxellomycota, Kickxellomycetes, Kickxellales, Kickxellaceae. The coding region runs from base 1 to 1248 and encodes 415 amino acids.